Messenger RNA from Rhopilema esculentum, 12355 nucleotides. The record is from RefSeq and is a predicted model, not a curated record. NCBI's taxonomy places the organism in Eukaryota, Metazoa, Cnidaria, Scyphozoa, Rhizostomeae, Rhizostomatidae.
AGAAAAUCAAUUCCUUUCCUUUAAUAAGUUUUAGAAAGACAAUUCGUUCUAUUCUGUGAUGAAAUUUUGAGGAGUAAGGAACUGCAGAAAUAAAUGGAAAUUCAAAUAAUAUGUCUUCUUCUUUCACAUAUAUAUCUAGCGUUGUUCCUAAGACGUGCUGGUUCUUGGAUUUUGCGUCUGCCAUGCAAAGUAGAGGGAGUGUUUGAUGUUGCAUCUCCAGGCUACGCACUUUAUAAUCAAUUGCUUGCAACAUUGACCGCUUCAAGUUUGGAAGAUUGUUUUGAAAAUUGCAGAGUUAGUGACGGAUGUAAGUCUGUAAAUUAUAAAGUAUCUGGUGACGAUAACUGUGAGCUGAACAAUCAAAUAAAUGGGAGUGCUGACCCGGCAGAUUUCAGGAACAGAGUUGGCUGGACCUAUUAUGCUACAAAUUACAACAAGAAAAAUAUUGGUUCUUACUGCGAGUUAUCCAAGCCAUGCAGACAGCCAGGGUACUGCAUUGACACGUGCUCGUGCCCAGGCUUUAUGUGCAUCGAUUGCAGCUUUGAAUACAGACUGAAUGAUGAACUUCAAUGCGUUGCGAGCAACAAUAUAGCAUUAAACAAGCCAGCGGAAUUAUCAACACAAUAUGAUGGCAGUACAUUUGCAGCCAACGCAGUUGAUGGUAGCUUAGAAGCGGUGCACAGCACCUGUGCCAUUACAAAACAUCUGAGUUCACCUAGUCCUUGGUUUCGCGUUGAUCUUCAACAGACACAUCCUGUUCGAUCAGUUGCUUUGCAAAACAGAGAUAUCCCUUACUACUGGAAUCGAAUGAACCCAUUUGAUGUUCGCGUCGGCAUGAGUUUGAAGAAUGCGAAAUGUGUUGAUGGGGCCAGUUUUAUCCACAAAAACCAAUACCUCAGUUUGGAAUGUCCUUCGAUAAUGUACGGCCGUUAUGUCAUUGUGUUGGCUGAGUCUUCAACGAUAAUAGAGCUUUGCGAGCUAGAGGUUUAUUCAUAAGAACAAUUGUCAGAUUUCGUAGACACUCAUAUAUUGAUAAUCAUAUUACCAAGUUGUCACAUUUUCCUCAUGCACAUUUCUUUAAGGGAAGGUCUGUCGUUAAGGGGACCUCUGAGUUUAAGGUGAUGACUACUUUGGUUGGUAUUUUCAAAUGAAUAAAAAAGGACAAUAAGAACCUUACUAAUAUCGCUAAGUACAAGAAACAUUCGAAUAUAAUAAGGUCGAUACCACGGGGUCAGGGACGUUGGGAGCCAAGUCUUCCUUCGUGGGGGUGGUCGGUUGUAUAGACUAAAAAUUUACCUAAGUAAAAAUUAUAGCCUAGACUUCUUUAGUUGCUUUCACCAACCUCUGCAAUAUAUUUUGUAGAUCUAGCUCUGUAUAUGUUUCGCAACUUUCAUUUUUUAUGGUAAUAACGGACUUUCCUUAUAGUUCCUGUAUAUCAGGACGGGCAAAGGAUAUUUUUACUACCCGAAGCCGAAUGCCGCCGAAUGCCAUGGUUUCCGCCUAAUGAGCGGAAAUUCUCGAAUUUUAAUGCUUUCAGUUCCCCGGAAAAUGCAAUCUUUUGAGGCUGAUUUCCACGCGGCGAAUUUCGCAUCGAUUUCUUGGCGAAGUCGCUGAAGAAGGUAUCAAGGCAUGCACAGUUUUGAUUUUUGAUUUCGCAACGAAUUCAAAAGAAAGUAGAAAAGAGUUCUACUUUUUCGCGGCUAAAUAUUUUGCAGCACCUAAUAACGAGUCGAGGCAUUGUAAAUUUGCUUGAUUCAUAAGGAGACCAUCUUAGAGCAUUCACCAUGCAGGCAGUUCUGAAAAUGGGCGCCUUAAAGCUGAGUUUUGGGGAAAAUCAAUCUAUUCUUUCGCAGCGAUUUCGCAGUCCCGUGGAAAUCAAAAGACAAUUUCGAAGAGAAUUCGCAGCGAAUUCGAUGGGAACUUCGCCUCGUGGAAAUCAGCCUACAAGAACAUUUCACUAAAGCAAUCCUUAUAACCCUAUUGAUUAUUUUUAUUUUGCAAACAAAUUGAACAGCAGAUAGAAACUACUGGUACAAUUUCGCCGUGGUCUUGAUAAAUACGAUGUUGUCAGUUACUUCUAAAACUAGUUAACAAGCAGAUUUAGCUCCCUCUUUCCAUCUUAGUAUGCCUUUAGAAUGUUAAAAAAAUCUGAAGCUCAUAGUGAAUUGCAGUUGACGCUUCUACCGAGAAACUUUAAGGGAAAUGGACACAAGACACAAUUCUACCAAAUAAGGGCCUGGAUUUAUAGAUAUUGUGCCAACAAGAAAUCUUCAAAUCUUCAAAUCAUUAGUUUGUUUACCUAAAUUCAUAUCAAGGAAUAUCAUAUUUAACCAACGAAAAAACUACUUUUCUUGAUCCUUUAUUUAUUUUAUGGCAAGAGGGUCUCUGAAAUACCUAAAGCGUUUCUUCCACCGAGCGAAUUUUACCUUAAAUUUCCUAUUGAGAUACUGUUGGGAGGGGGAUGACACCCCCUAAACCCCACGGUUGCGACGCCCCUGCACGGGGUGCAAUGAACUUUGACAACCCAGUAGAAUUAAAAAAAUUACAAUUUAAACCGUCCACAUAUGGACAAUUUGAAACGCACAAAAUCAUUUUUGGCUCACAAAGGGCCUGUUUACAUGAGGCGGGCUUGUCCGCUUAAGGGGUCUGGUUAACAUGCUUUUUAUACAUCCUUUUGGUAUCCGUAUUUGCAUUUGAGAGUGGGCCAGUCUCCCAUGUGAGAUCCGCGAGAAGGACAUGUGAGAUCCACGUCAUGUGGGAUUGAAAUUAUCCAUGUAAACGGAAUCAGGGGAGCUAACCCACUCGCUGAAUGUCAAUGCGCGUGCGUAAAGUAAGUUGGCGCAAAACUAUACGCAUCAUUAACAAAAUCAUAUCACGUACGAAGCGACAGCAACGGUCCAGGCUCUUCGGCUGAAAACGUGGCAAAAACGUACAGAAACAUAGAUGAUUUCAUUUGCUAAAUUGAAAUAAAACGAGCCUGUUGAUCGCCUUUUUUUGAUAAAUCGAACACAAAAUUAGAAUUUGUAACUGAAGUACAAAAGCAAAAGAACCGUAUAAUUGAAUUAUAAGAAACGGAAUCAAACUGUUAUUCGACAUUGUGGAGGAAAUCUAAUGUUCAUUAUUGUGGCAGCAAAACUUAAAGAUAUCGUUAACAAUUUUCAAAAAGGGACGAUCUUACCUGAGUGGGAUAUAUCUGGUCCUCAUGAAAUACACAGUCACUUGGGAAUACAAACACACCUGAGGAAACUUGCUCACUUCAUGUAAACAGGUUCUAAGGUGAGUAGAGCGUGAAACUUUAUUGAAAGCGAGCAGUACUACGUAUCAAAUAUAUUGUUAACUCGAGAAUGCGCCUAUCCAGUUUGUUUGGAAAAAUCUUGUCACCGUCAAUUUAAAUUUGCAACUGGGUUUUAUUUGAAUGCUUAUAAGGUCGCAACAAAGUGUAAGUUCUUACAAGAAGGCAACUUUUUUGGACACAAAAAUGAAGGGCAAAUCAGCCCAAAGUGAUCCGUAUCCUCGAUCCAAUCGUUGGUAGCGCACAUCGAGUUUAUUGUACAUGUCAAGGUCUGUUGAAUUUGUGGUUAGGAUUGCCUAUGUUAAAAAAUGAGGUCGUAGUUUUGGAUUUUUCUACGAAAAACGAAACAUAUAAUCCCUUGCCUUGUUAUAUGCUUAAUUAAGAAAAACCUUUUCAUCAUUGGACCCAUUGUAUAUUAUAUUACGUAUAGCAAGACUUAGCCUAUUAUCAUUUGAAAUACUUUCAGGUUUAAAAUCAUGUAUUUUAUUUCUCUAAAGGUAAAAUAAUGGAUACCCAAAAUCGUAUGUACUUACAAUUUAUUUGAAAUUAUUUACCUUUAUUUCCGUUUCCGUAGAAGUUUGAUGGAAUUGGAUAACCCUUUUCAAAUUUCUUUAUCACAAAACAGCCCCAGCAAGUAUUUCCAUUCGCGUUCGUCUUCUUUGUAGCCCCCUCUUCCUAGUGUUUACAGUUUUAACUAGAGCACUUCAGAUCUUUAAGCUGACUGCAUUUUUUAGAAUUCAACCCUAAAGUAAAAGUAAGUGUUUCGCGUUGUAAUUUGAUAAUGUUAAGAAUAUGUUCAAUUGUUUAUUCAAGACUUUCACAUUAUUUGUUUUGGGAUCUUGAAUUUGAAAUUCCCUCUUUUCAAGUGGCGAAUAUUGAAAAAUUUCCUGAUUAUCUAAACACAAAAGUGUCUGUUUAGAUGAAUCUCUUGAAAUGAGAUAAAUUCUAUUUUCCUUAACUAUCAGCCUCUUAGAAUAAACGGCAGCUGCCAUAAAAGAUAAUCCUUGAAAUUGAAGCUUUUUCUUACAACUAAGGAGUUAGUUGUAGAAUAAUCACAUUUUCUAGCCCUAUUUUGAUAAUCAAAAGCUUAGAAUUUGCGAGGCUGGCCCAUUCUCACAUGCAAAUAAUUUGGUGAACCUGUCAGCCGCUGAAAUGACGAAAAGCAUCAAGUCCCUCUGUGAUUGGAUACUUUCAUCCAUUCUAGACUGCAAUAUUAUCGUUUCUGAAGUUGUAAGGCGUGAAGAUAAAAAGUUCCUUAAUGGAAAGAUUAGUGAAUUCAACCGUGCUUUGAAAAUGAUGAACAUGGACAUUCUGCGCCAACAAAACAUCACAAGUACUCAUCUGGGUAAGAAAGGGUUACAUCUAAAUUUCGAAGGCAGCAGACAACUUGCCAAGAACAUCAUAGAAAAACUUUGAACGAUAUCUUUAUAGCAAUGAGUUUUAUUCAUGCAAUGACGGGGAGGGUCCAUUUCAAACUCAGAUCCUGUCAACAAUUCUAGUAGUGUCGAUGAAAAUGGCGUUCAGAGGCCUGUUAUUUGCCCUUUGAGGCGAAGAAAGGGUCUGACCAUGGCAUCAUUUAAUGUAAACAGCCUCAUCGCGAAGAUUGACGAAACGCUGUCGCUUGUAAAAAACGAAAACAUUGAUAUUUUGGCCAUAAAUGAAACCAAAAUCGAUCAAAAAAUUGAUGACAAGCUUAUCUCAUUAGAUGAUUUUUCUCUUUGUCGAUAUGACAGGAGUAGGCAAGGAGGUGGUGUUGCUCUCUAUGUCAGAAAAACAGUCAGGUUUCAACCCCGAGUGAAUCUUCCUAAUAAAUAGCUUGAAUCGAUUUGCAAAGAGGAAGAACCUCCGAAUUCAAAUCCGUUCAUUGUCAUAGCUUGGUAUAGACCACCCAGUGAGCCUAAUUCUUUAUUUGACAGCCUUCAUAAUAAUAAUAAUAAUAAUAAUAAUCAAUUUGUUUAAAGUUGGCGCUACAUAGCUAUUUACAAAGAAAUGAGCUAAUCCAAGCCAACUGUUAAAACUACUACAUCAACUAAAUACAUACGAGAUUAAAUACAUAAAAUUUUAAAUACAAAAUGAUCUAUUAAAAAACUAAAAAAAACCUGAGCUAUUUAAAAGAUAGAAUAACAAAAAACCAAGCUGUGGCACGAACGUCCUACAUAGUUUGCAUGUACAGUCUGUGCCAUUCCAGCUUUUAAUUUCUUUCUUAAACUCAUUAAUAGAUUGAGCAUUCCUUAUGUGCUGAGGUAAAGAGAGCCAAAGACGCUGCCCUCUAUAUUUGAUAGUUUCGGUUCCAUAAAUGGUUGUUCUUACUCUUGGUACCAUAAAUUCAUUAUUAUUUCUCAAAUUAUAAACAGCAUGACGCUCGCAGAAAAUCUCCCUCAUAAAAGGAGGGUUGAUAUUUCCCUUUGUUUUAAACAUUUCACUCAUAAGAUUUCGCAGGUGUUUUACAUGAAUAUUUACCGAGCCAUCAUUUUCUAGCAGAGUGUUGAAGCUAGAAUCAUAGUUUUUGUAUGCAAUUCUCAGAGCUCUUUCGUGUAUUCUAUUAAUCUUACUAUUCAAGUGCCUACUGUGGAACAUCCAGACUAGUGGACAAUAUUCGAAUUGGCUAAUUACAAAUGCUCUCAUUAAGAUUUUAAGUUUAUUAGCGUCCAUGUAUCCAGAUAUGCGAGCGAGGGCGGUGAGUUUGCUACCAGCCUUCUUACAUAACUUACUGAUAUGUGUCUCAAAACUGAGUUUUUUGUCUAUCACAACACCUAGUAGCUUUUCCUCUUCCGAGUUUUCUAUGAUAGAAUCUCCUACAUUAACUUUAACCUGUUGAUAAGAACUUUUGCCAAGAAUAAGUAAAUGACAUUUGUUUGUAUUCAACUUCAUAAAGUUAUCAGCGAACCAUUGGAUAGUUAUACUUGAGUUAUUCUCUAGCCUUGCAAUUACAUUAUUGAGAACUUUAAAGAACUUUCAUAAAAACCUGAGCUUUCUUGAUGGAGAGGGGAAAGAAAUUAUUAUUCUAGGAGAUACUAACUGGGAUUUCUGUUAUAGAGACGAUACUUCGAGCCAUAUUAUGCAGUUACGUGAACUGUACGACCUUUUUGAUAUGAAGCUGAUUAUUAAAGAGCCCACUAGGGUCACGCUAGACAGUUCAACUUUGAUUGAUCAUAUAGCUACCUCAAACUGUAACAAUAUUAAAGAGAGUGCAGUGCUUAAGAUUAGUCUUAGUGACCAUUAUAUUGUAUAUUGUGUUAGAAAGCUGCGUGGUGGUGUUAAACACCAGCACAAAUAUAUUACAUCUCGUCAUUUGAAGAAUUAUAAUCAAGAGGCUUUCGUCUCAGAUCUCUCUGAGGUUGAUUCGGAGGCACACGUAGCAGGUCCUCAAGCCAUUGAUGAUGCAGUACGCAAGUGGACCCAAACAUUAUCGCUUAUUCUAUCGAAGCAUGCGCCUACAUUAAGAAGACGCGUGUCUCAUCGAUAUAAGCCUUGGCUGAAUGCUGAUUAUUUCAAAUUGGCUAAAGCGAGAGAUAAGUUAAAAACUCGAACUGUAAAAAGCAACUCAAAAUUGUUGUUUGAAUCCUACAGGCAAAUUCGACAGUAGUAGAGCACCUUUAGUAAAAAGAGUUUUGAUUGGUUAUCGUCCACAAAUGGGGAUCCCACCGGUAUCGACCGUACCGAGUUUUUUACUGGCUUUUAAACAGAGGAUCAGAGGAUUGUAGCUGGGGAUACCGAGCAUGGCCAAUCAUAUUAAGUGAUUCAGGAAUAAGCCGACGUCUGUGGGGUCUUAUAAAUCAAUUAUGUACAUUUCAAGACUAGAAUUAAUUAAAUGUAAUAAAAGCAUGCCUUGAAAAAAACAAAAUGUUUUAAAUUAUUGCAAGAAAAUAACUGCUAGAAAUAUUCUGAAAUAUAUUUCAAGCUAAUCUAAAGGGCGUGGUCAUAAAAUUUUCUACUUGCUCCGCUCGCAGGAAAGCUUCUUCUUUCAGAUAAUCCUAGGGCCUCCGACAACCUGGACUUCUGUAUUGCAUGGCCAAAAAGACCCAAUCUCACUACCAUCAAAUGGCGGCCUGCUUCUCUUCUUUUGUAUGAAACGCAAUGCACCACAAUAAUUGGAGUGAAUACCAUUUCUAUCUUUGUUUUAUUUUUGGAUAAGAAUUUUUUUGGUUUGGGUAUCCAUAAAGCUAGCCAGGGAUAGUUUUGAAAGAUUAGUAGCAGUUACAGAUUUGUAUUAUAUAGACAAACCUCAUAUUACAUGAAAAAUAUAUAAUAUACAGUAAGGCUGUGUUUUGGACAGUUCUUAGAACAUUUGAAUAUGUAACAAGAUUAGAGAUCAAGUCUGUCAAAAACAAUAUUUUAUUAAAAGAAACAGCUAGAAACAGUUGAUUUACCUUUUAAGGAUCAAUCAAUAACUAACAAACACAGUAAUUCCAUUCCACACCAUUUCCCCCAUUCACAAAGAAGUACUAUAUUGACUCCAUAGGGUGUCAUAGUGAAGAAAAAAAUUCCCUGUUGUCAGGUUUGCUACUCUGUUUUCUUUUGGCCAGGUUUGAUAUGUUCUAGUAAGAUUUAUACAUGAUCAGUGGUAGCUGUAGUUAGGCCAAAUUAUACUGAAAAUGUCCCUGAAAACAAUGUCAAACAUUUUUCGUCCGUCCAAAAGAGGUCCAUUUAAAACUUAGCCACACCCUUAGCCACACCCUAUUUGGCCCCGAAAAUCUGCGUUUUACGCUGUUUUGUGCAGUGAUGAAAAUUCCUUAAAUUAAUGCCUGUUCGAACAUGGCAUCACAUGCAUACUGUCAGUUCUCUACGUUACAUGAUUACCAACACAAGAUACCUAGGUGUUCAGAUAGACAGUAAACUAAACUGGACAAGCAUGUCGAUACUAUCAAGACCAAGACUAAUCGAGCCGUUGAACUUAUUAAGUAUUCUAAGAAAUAUAUUUUAUCUGACAAACUCAACAAAAUGUAUAAAAGAAUUGUUGAGCCCCAUUUGAGCUACUGCUGUAGUGAAUGAAAGCUUGACGUUUUGCAAAAAAUCCAAAAUAGAGCUGCCAGAAUUGUAACUAGCAGCCCAUACAAUGCCCCUGCACCAUUCAGAAUCUUGGCUGGUCAACUAUCAGAAAUAUUGUAAGAAAGGAGGCAGCCACGCCAACUUACAAAUCUUUAAAUUUGCUUGCAUCUGACGAGAAAAUUAUUUGCAAAGUGUUCGGAUGAUAGAAAACGGUUUCUGCGUUCAUCAGAAACUGAUCUUCAGAUACCGCUGCUAAAAAGCUUACUCUUAUCGCGGUCCAAAACUGUGGAACAGUCUAGAAAAAGCUACUAAAUUGGCCCACUCCUUGAAAACCUUCAAAGAACAGCUAUAAUCGGGGACAACUUUCAUUUCAUCUUUACGUUCUCUUUUUAUAGCCUUAGUUUUAUAUAAUAUUGUAAAUUAGGCUAGGUCAAUAAAUUUCUUUUGUUAUUAGUAUUAGUGAUUAUUUUAAUCCUUUAAACAGGCAGGUUCAAAAACAUAUAUAUGUAUGAACCUUUAACCUAUAUAAUAUAAUAAAAUGAACUACGGAUAACAAAAGGAUGUAUAGAAAGCAUGGUUCCCACUUGAGUUAACCAGCCCACUUAAGGGGAGGUCUGUCGUUAAGAAGACCUCUGAGUUUAAGGUGAUGGCUACUUUGGUUGGUAUUUUCAAAUCAAUAAAAAGGACAACCAAAUACAAGAAAAAUUCGAAUAUAAUAAGGACAAUACCACGGGGUCAGGGCCGUCGCGAGGCAAGUGUUGCUGGGGGGGGGGUAUAUAGACUAAAAAUUUACCUAAGUAAAAACAUUUUUAAGGCUUCCUUAAAAGGCUAUUGGAAUAUUGCUAUUAGUUCUCAUUAAUUAUCACCCUAAAAGUUAAGAGGCUCAUAGACCGCCAAAUAUGAAAGUCAGUUCUAAAUGAAAUUUGGAGUUGGAAAUUUAAUUGGGGUUCUACAAUCUUUUAAAUGGGUUUUAUUCUGACGUAGGAUAAAGUCCUGGCAAAAAGACUAAAUAUUUCACUUAAUAUUUCAUUCAACUUUUGUUUAGUGAAGCUGAGCGAAGUUUACUGCGAGCUGUCUAUGACGCUGUUAGGUUGUAGGGGAUCUUGCAUAGGAAUUUGCUUUUGGUUUGUUUUGUUGCAUGCACAAGCAGUGGAUAAAAAUAAGAAUUGGAUGAAGCGACGCGGAAAGAAAAGACUUUUUAGCACAAUGACAACAAAGUUGACUGUUGAAGAAGACACAGAGGCGUACAACGAGAUAUGCAGAUGUCUCAUAAAGGCUUUUUGGGUAACGUAGAGACAGGAAAACCAACGAAAACAGACAAAAACCUUUGGAUUUCCAUGGCUAGAGCGCCUGCGCGAUCACAAUAAAUGUUUAAUUGGUGGCAAAACGACUAAACAUUUGCUAAACAACACUAAACAAAACUAAACAUUUUUGACCAGGAUCAAACUUUGCUCAACAACACUCAACAAGACAAAACAACUCUAAACAGGGUGGGAAAACGACUAAACUGUUCACUAAACUUUUGGCUAAACAUAAGUUGAGUGAAAUGUUUAGUGAAAUGUUUAGUCGCUUUUCCAGGGCUUAAGAGGAAAGAGAAAAUCAUACCAGUGUGGGGGAAAAUUAUCGUUUCUAUCUAAAUGACUUUUAAGUGGGAGAAGAAUGAAGCAAAGAGAUUCAAAGGCAGGUUGGGAUAAAGAAUUUAUUUUUUCUAUAGUUUAUGAAUUUCUAGGGUAAAAUCUGGCUGCGUUAAGCGUCGCUGUAGUGUUUCUACCACUAGACUUUUGAUUGGUGGAUGGUUGAACCCCUCAAAUAUAAAAGUCCGCAAUGAAAUAGUAUAACUCCACAGAGCAAAUCAUGGGCCUAAUGGGAUUUCUCGGCUAUUGAGUAAAUCUUGAUAUGUAAUUACUCAUUCAAAGCAUAAUGAGGGUUGAUAUUUUUCCGAUCAUUGGUUGAGCAGCCAGGUUAAUUGAUUGGUUGAGCAGCAGGCAAUAUGGAAACAUUAGUAGCAUAGGCAGGGCUGGCGAAAUGUUAUUGGAAGGUGACAGGGGGGGGGAGGAACAAAGUCUUUAGAUUUCUCUGGGGUUUAGGAAAGGCCACCACCAUGGUUAGAAAUUUUGGCCGAAUUCAAGAAAUAGUUUGAAAUUAUGACAUUAUAGGGAUGGCCAGAAAAUGCAUUAAAAACAUCAAGUUUGACCAAAGGAGGGUCUUAGGCAUACUUGUUAGCUUUCUUUUACAAUAAUUUCCAUGGUUCAAAGAGGUUUGAUUUUGACAUAACAAUGGGAUGGGAAAGAAGUUGGAGUUGGUUUUAUAAUAAACAUUUAAGCGCCGGAAUAGGAGAAAGGUUUAACAACGAGGAAUGAGUUGGAAAGGUGCCAGCGAUGCGAAUGUGGAGAGUCAGAAUCAGAGCAGCUGACUCUAGGAUAAUCUGAACUGAAACAAAACAAAACUUGGAAAAAUAGAAGGAAGUGGAAAAAGGCUUGAAGUACAUAAUAAAUGAACAACAUUUCAAAAUGUUCUGCGAAGAGUUCCUUCUCGAAUGAGCUUGUAGAAAAGGCUAAGGCUUCAGCUUUCUCUUCCUUGCACGCUUAUCUGUGGCUAAAGAUGACAGUUUUUGACCGGUGAAAUGUGUUCGAGAAAAGCCAAUCUCCUCAAUCUUUCUCAGUAAUUCCUAGAAAUGACGUUCCUGGUGAUACUUUGUUCACAAUUACCGACAACCAAGGUCAUAACCUCAACUUUUAGCGACAAACGCAACAUUUCCGACAAACAGAACUUGAUAGAUAGAUAGAUAGAUAGAUAGAUAGAUAGAUAGAUAGAUAGAUAGAUAGAUAGAUAGAUAGAUAGAUAGAUAGAUAGAUAGAUAGAUAGAUAGAUAGAUAGAUAGAUAGAUAGAUAGAGAGAUAGAUAGAUAGAUAGAUAGAUAGAUAGAUAGAUAGAUAGAUAGAUAGAUAGAUAGAUAGAUAGAUAGAUAGAUAGAUAGAUAGAUAGAUAAGUUCUCUAAGUUCUGAAAUACCUAAAGCGUUUUUUUUCGGUGGCGGGGUGGCUUUGUUUUCCCUGGGGUGGCCAAGUCGAUUUUUGCGCCCUAUCUAUUUUUUGGUUAUAUAAAAGUAUGUUUUUCUAGAAGGGAAAUCGAUUUUUGCAAUUUGAAUCCAAAUUUCAUAAAUAAGUUUUGACUAAAAAUGUGAAUAUGAAUGGAAAAGUUAUGUAGUCCUAACAUUUGACCUUCUCGAUCGUGGUUCGGUGAAAUAUCAAGCUAUUUUCAAUUGGCUUAUUUUCGAGAGUCGGCCUAUUUUCGAGGAAAUACGGUAGGCAAAACAUAAAAUGCUAAUUAAAACAUAUUCAAAUCAAUUACACUGAUGUUUCACACAGGCUGGCGGCCCCUUAAACUCGUUAUUAUAUGUUGCAUUAAUUGCUUCACUCUACUGAUUCGAAAGAGGUUUCAGAAGUGAACCGAAUUUCUCAAGAAAAAGACCAUAUCGUUUUCGUACAUCUUUAAUUUUCUGUUUUAUUCCACAUACAAUUAUUAGGUGACUCUACGUUGCUCGUUUCUUACCUACAUUUCGAGCGACUCUACGCUAACUCUACUUAAGUGUUUCUAUUUAAAUCUUUUAUACGAAUUUGCUCCAAUUAUCUAAUAAUACUGAUUAAUCUGCUUUACUUACGGUUUUCCUGCGAUUUAACCAUGUGCCUAUGCAUCAUGCAGGAUGUUGUGUGCAUUUAUGGUUCCUUAAUUUCUGUUUCCACGAGUCUAUUAAUUUUACUGUAUCUGUAAGUAUCUAAUUUGGUUUCUUAAACAUGCGGAUUACUAAAUCUAUACGUACUGAUAAGUUACUAAUUUCCCACAACACAUGUGUGAGCACGUCUCCAGCACAUUAUAUCCAGAAUACCACUUUCAGAGUAAAACAACCUAGAGCAAAUUUUUGUUUCGGGCUCCUUAGUUUUUUAACUAAAGGUAACCUUAGUCCAUGUCGCCACUGCUUAUGGGCGAUUUUAUCAUCCUUGUGUCAUCGUAUAUGUAAUGUAUGAUAUACUAACAUGGUUUAAGUUUGUUAUUCUUUAGUAGUUUUUUAAAUAGUA